GCAUCGUCAAACAACAAUCGCCGCUCACUCCUGGGCCCCCCAACUCACCAGCACAGCUUCCGGCCCAUCACAUCUCGCGGCAUCACACUUCCUUCGUUGUGCAUACUAGUUUCUCUCUAGCACCAUGCGCCCCUCCACACUGCUUGUGGCAGCUGCAACAUUGCUGCUACCCACCACCUUCUCCGCCCCCUCCAACCUCUUCUCCCUCACAGAACUCGACACCCAACGCCCCGCUGGGCCACCAGGCAACGGCUCUGAGCCAGGCGAGGCACUCUACACCAACGCAGUCACAUACUGCGCCGAGGCCAAAGCUGUCCUCGUCGACGAGUUCGACAUCGCUUACUGGAAGGCUAACAAUUCGGUUACCUUCGCUUUCAGCUUCGCAUCCAUCGAGCCCAACCUAAAUGUCUCGGCAUCCCUCUACCUCAACGCCUACGGCAUGGCCAUCUUCGACCAGGAGAUCAAUCUCUGCGAGCUCGUAUCCGGUGUCCUCUGUCCCCUGCCCCAGGUCAACUUUACAGGUUUCGGCACAUAUCCCAUGCCCGACAACAUUCAGUCACAAAUCCCCUCGAUUGCCUGGACAGUGCCCAAUCUCGAGGCAUAUGCGCGCGUCGAGCUCAUCGAUGUCUCCACUGGCGAGACAGCGGCCUGUCUUCAGGCCACACUAUCAAACGGCUGGAGCACACAGUACAAGGGCGUCAAGUGGGGCACGGGCAUGCUUACGCUCGCAUCCGGCCUCGUGGGCCUCGCCCACGCAGCCAUGGUCGAUUCCAUCUCACCCGCCAUUUACCGCUGGUUUGACCUGCUCACACUUUUCCAAACAGCCGCGGCUGCUGGCCUCAUGCACUUGAACUAUCCCCUCGUGUUCAGCAACUUUGUGCAAAACUUCCGCUGGUCGCUUGGCCUGUUCUACAGCAGGCCGAUGCAGGCUAGCAUCACGGCCAUGCGCAACAAGACGGGCGGCAAAAUGCCAGGUGACGCAUACGCCGACGUCCAGUACAUCAACCGCCGCCUGUCGCCGUACAACAUUGGCUCGUAUUACUCCAAUGCGGUCAACCUUACCAGCCUGCUGAACGACCCGUCCGGUCUUCCGAGCUUGGUCUCGACACUCAAGGCCGACAGCCCCUACGUUUCCGACACGCUCGCAAAGCGCGAGAAAAUCCCCUCCCGCAUUGACCAGGAGUACAUGACCAACACCACCACGGGCAUUCCCGUCUUUACAAACUCGAUGGGCGUGACCCAGGCCAACGCGUACACGACCAUCUUCUUCUUCUUCCUCGCCUUCCUGGCCAUUUUCGCCGCUGUCCACGUCGUCCUCGGAGCUGUUGUCUGGCUUCUCUCGCGCUCCCGCAAAAUCCGCUGGGCUACCCGCCUCCGCGACACUUGGUGGGACUUCUGCGCUGCCAACGCUCUCCGCUCCUGCCUCGUCUUCUUCCUCCCCAUCUUCAUCUUCGGCUUCUACCAGUGGAACAUUGGCCGGAAGGACUCGGGCCUGACCGUCUUCUUCGCUGUCCUCGGUAUCCUCCUCGUCGGCGUCCCGCUCCUGACUGUCUUUGUUCUCUCCGUCCUGCGCGCUCGCCGCCUCCGUACCGAGCCAGCCAUCUCCCCCCUCUACACCGACUACCACUUCUACCACGCCGUCGGCGACGCAACCUACCGCCAGUACCGCCAGUCCUACCACUUCUGGUGGUUCGCCCCUGUGCUCCUUGGUAUGGUUGCGAAGGCGGCCUUCAUCGGCUUCGGGCAAGCCAACGCGUGGGCGCAGGUCAUCGGCUGCGUCGUCGUCGAAGGCCUCACGCUCAUCGCGCAGCUCUUCUGCCGCCCACACAAGGACAGGAAGGGUGACUGGCUCGGCGCCUUCCUCACCCUCGUGCGCCUGAUCAUCUUUGGCCUCCUCAUCGCCUUCAUCGAAGGCAUGAAGGUUAAGCCUAUCCCUCGCACCGUGAUCGGCAUCGUGCAGAUCGCCGUCGUCGGCAUCCCCACCGUGCUGCUGCUAUUCGGCCUCUUCUUCAACGCGUUUUACGGCAUCCUGUGGCGCCGCAACAAGGCCCGCGUCGAGGACGGCACCGCCCUCCGCCUCACUGCAUCGCUCAACGAGAAGGCUCCCAGUGAGGAGGACAGCACGCUCCAGUCGCUCGACCCCGCAUCCUACGGCGCAGGAUACAAGAACGAGGGCUUUGGCGGCUACACCCCGCCAAAUGACAGCCCGGCGCAGAACGCAUACGACUCCGCCGCCUCCGGACACGGCGGUCUCCGCGACCCAUACGACCCGCCCGGAAGAGUAUCGGACGAUUACACGCCCUACAACUACCGCCAGAGUUACCAUGACCCUUACGCCCCCGGCGUCACCGGCGUCCACGGCCGCGCCGGUUGAAGACAAUGACUCGCACCUAGACUGUUAUGGCUCACUCUCCUUGUCACAGUACAACUAUCAAUAGACAUCGCACUAGACCUCUCUUCCUGUACCACACACUCGUUGACACACCCACCGCAGUCAUGGCCUAAAUGACUGGAUGU
Cutaneotrichosporon oleaginosum is the source of this 2517-nucleotide messenger RNA. RefSeq lists its product as uncharacterized. Gene Ontology annotation, cellular component: membrane. Gene Ontology annotation, biological process: transmembrane transport; fungal-type cell wall biogenesis. Lineage: Eukaryota; Fungi; Basidiomycota; Tremellomycetes; Trichosporonales; Trichosporonaceae. The record is from RefSeq and is a predicted model, not a curated record.